This is a messenger RNA of Danio rerio (zebrafish), 1515 nucleotides long. Lineage: Eukaryota; Metazoa; Chordata; Actinopteri; Cypriniformes; Danionidae. The record is from RefSeq and is a predicted model, not a curated record.
UGGGAAAUACAAUUGAAGGAAGGUCCAGUUUGUAAGUAAGUUACGAGAAGGGAUCGAUUCGCAGGGAACUUUGGAGAUCUUCUGUAACCAUUCGAACAAAAAACACAUUUAAUCAAACCAAUGGCAAACAACGGUACAGACGGAAAGGGUGUAAAAUAUUAUCGUUUGUCAGAGGUAGAAGAACGGAACUCUUUUAAAAGCACAUGGAUAAUAAUUCAUAAUAAAGUGUACGACGUCACAAAGUUUCUCGAGGAGCACCCAGGGGGAGAGGAGGUGCUGCGGGAGCAGGCGGGUGGAGAUGCCACCGAGAGUUUUGAGGAUGUCGGACACUCGACAGAUGCACGCGAGAUGGCCAGUUCUAUGCUCAUAGGAGAAGUGCACCCAGAUGACAGAGACAAGAUUGCCAAACCACCAGAAUCCCUUGUAACAACAGUACAGGAAACAACAAGCUGGUGGUCAAACUGGUUGAUACCUGCGGUGGCUGCUGUAAUCGUCACCUUGAUGUACCGCAUUUACACUGCAGAGGAGGCAUGAACUACUUCUGCAAGCUGAACUACAUUACCCAUAAUCCAUUUCAGGUUUCGCCAUUACCGUAAAGAUCUACUAAUGAAGGCAACUUUUGUGUUAGUUUGGCUGUUUGUCAUAACAAAUUUUUUUAUGAUACACGACUGUUUAAAGCAUUAUAAAUAUGUGUACUAAAGAUGAAGUUCUGAUUUAUCUGAUUGUUUUUCUGAUGAUGUAGUACUGUAUGUUUACUGUUUAUCCGGUUAAAAUAUCAAUGCUGAAUAGUCUCACAUAUGCAAACGCAACAUCAAAGAAAUCAAUUUUCAGUUGAUCGUUGCUCUUACUCAGACAUGAGAGAAAUUACUAAUGCUUAUCUCUCUGAAAUGUAAUGUAUAAUAUGCCAAAUGCUACUGUUUAUUGACAAAACCAUUUGUCCAUUAUGACAGAUUCACUUCAGAUUAUGCAAUAUUACUUUAGGAUUAUCAUUUUUAUUUACAUUUUGACAUUUUUUUUUCAUGACAUUUAACCACACAAGCCCUUAUUUUGCAUCAUUUUCACUUUCAUUUGUCAUGAAAAUAAUGUUGCAAUGCAAAAACAAAAAGAUUUUCAGCUGAAAUAUGACAGAAUGUUCACAUUAUGAUUGUACACACAACCUAACCAAAAGAUGUCAUUAUAUGUGCUUAAUUUCUUCUACAACCACACAGACAAUCAUCUAGAAUUCUCCAUUAUCUGUAAUAGUAACACUUUAAUAAUUGUAUUUUUUUUCCUGCCGGUUACACAUCGAUGUGCCACAUAAAUGCAUCAGUGUACCACCACGAAUGGUGCUUAAACAUUCCUCUUUUUUUCCAACAAAACUGAAUGUAAUGUAAUGUACUUGUGUAUAUAAUCUAAAAUACAAGCAUCUUUCCCUAACAAAGAUGUUUGCAGUAUAACUUCAUUGCUGCUAUCACCAUAAGACAAAUAACACAAAUCAUUCAGCUUUAUUGUGUCCCAAUAAACAAGGAAACUGAU